AUGGUAGAUGCACAGAGCAAGAAGAAGCAGGACGAGUACAAAAGAAAGGGCGAGGUAGCGAGGAGAAAGACAAUUUCCGCUCAAGCCUCAGCGCCGCAGUACCAACUGAUCAGAGAGCCUACAUCGAUGCCUCGCAAACGCAAGGCUUCAAUUAUUGACGACUUGACAACUACACCUGCACCACCUCCUCGCUUUAGACUUUACAUGCCUCAACAUCAACCGCAUACGCCCGCAGCACCUCCACCACCGCCUCCCAAGAUUGUCCACCCUGAGACUAUACCCCAAGAUAUCACAAGCAUCUACGACGAGUACAAGUGGCCGGUCGUGCUAUAUGAGCUUGAACCUGGACAUGGCUUCGAAUUUGCCGAGUCCUUUUUACAAGAUCAGUUUGAGAAAGGAAUCUACCACUCAGACAGCGACAGAUGGGACGCGCAUAUUACAGCAGGCUUCAUCAAGAAUGGAAACAGAAUGUCGCUUCUAGUUUUACACAAUGCUGCGAACCCGUUCCAGUAUGACCCACCGGCCACAACGACUACCAGCAUCGGCGUAUAUGGAAUGUUUGCUCAUGAGCAUAACGAGAUCCAUUGGACGACUGUUGCGCCAUCUGUUCACAAAUGGCUCCGCUUAUCCAUGGAAGCGGAUCUUCUCACGGUCAAACAGAAGUGGUUUCCCAACAUGAAGGCUUCUGACAAGCGGUUCCAUCGCGCGUAUUGGUUGGCUGCCAAUAAACUGCCGCUCAACCGCAUACUGAACCAUAACAUGGCACCCGAGGAGCCGUACGGAGUGUUUGAAGACAACGAGAAGAAUAACUUUGUGAUUACGGAAGAGGACCUGCAGUACGGGUGGGAUGGAGAGAGUGUAUCGGUGGAGAAAUCGGAGAAGAUCUGGCAGAGUAUUGUCGACGAGCUGGAGGGAGUGGACCUGGCGGACGUCGAGCACGUGUCUAUAGGAGGAUCAGAGAGGGCGUUUACGGCGGACUGGUUUAGCAAGUGA
Molecule: messenger RNA, 993 nt
Organism: Alternaria ethzedia
Lineage: Eukaryota; Fungi; Ascomycota; Dothideomycetes; Pleosporales; Pleosporaceae
Exons: 2
Coding region: 1-993 (330 amino acids)
Source: RefSeq, a predicted model, not a curated record